This is a messenger RNA of Arvicanthis niloticus (Nile rat), 1880 nucleotides long. Its product is annotated as multidrug and toxin extrusion protein 1. Gene Ontology annotation, biological process: xenobiotic detoxification by transmembrane export across the plasma membrane. Gene Ontology annotation, cellular component: membrane. Gene Ontology annotation, molecular function: xenobiotic transmembrane transporter activity; antiporter activity. NCBI's taxonomy places the organism in Eukaryota, Metazoa, Chordata, Mammalia, Rodentia, Muridae. The record is from RefSeq and is a predicted model, not a curated record.
AUGGAGCUCCCGGAGGAGCCCGCUCCCGGGACCGGAGGCGCAGACGCCGUGUCCGAGCGCCGUGGACUGCGCUGCCUGCUGCUGUCUGGCUUCCAAGAGGAGCUGCGGGCGCUCUUGGUCCUGGCAGGUCCUGCGUUCUUGGCCCAGUUGAUGAUGUUCCUAAUUAGUUUCAUAAGCUCAGUGUUCUGCGGCCACUUGGGCAAGCUGGAGCUGGAUGCGGUCACACUGGCAAUCGCGGUUAUCAACAUCACAGGCAUUUCAGUGGGACACGGCUUAUCUUCAGCUUGUGACACUCUCAUCUCCCAGACAUUCGGGAGCCAGAACUUGAAGCAUGUAGGGGUUAUCCUGCAGAGGGGGACACUCAUUCUGCUUCUCUGUUGCUUCCCCUGCUGGGCACUCUUCAUCAACACCGAGCAAAUUCUGCUGCUCUUUAGACAGGACCCGGAUGUAUCCAGACUCACCCAGACUUACGUCAUGAUCUUCAUCCCAGCGCUUCCUGCAGCCUUUCUCUAUACGUUACAAGUUAAAUACUUGCUCAACCAGGGCAUCGUUCUGCCUCAGAUUGUGACUGGCAUCGCAGCUAACCUUGUCAACGCCCUGACCAACUAUCUGUUUCUCUAUCAGCUGCAUCUUGGGGUGAUGGGUUCAGCGCUGGCCAACACCAUCUCCCAGUUUGCCCUGGCCAUCUUACUCUUCCUCUACAUCCUCUGGAGAGGACUCCAUCAAGCCACCUGGGGAGGGUGGUCCUGGGAGUGUCUGCAGGACUGGGCAUCCUUCCUGCGACUGGCUAUCCCCAGCAUGCUCAUGCUAUGCAUAGAGUGGUGGGCCUAUGAGGUCGGCAGCUUCCUGAGUGGUAUCCUUGGCAUGGUGGAGUUGGGAGCCCAGUCCAUCACCUAUGAGUUGGCUAUCAUUGUAUACAUGAUCCCUGCAGGCUUCAGUGUGGCUGCCAAUGUCCGGGUGGGAAAUGCAUUGGGCGCAGGAAACAUUGACCAGGCCAAGAAGUCCUCAGCAAUUUCCUUGAUAGUCACAGAGCUCGUUGCUGUGACCUUCUGUGUCCUGCUGCUAAGCUGUAAGGAUCUUGUGGGCUACAUUUUCACUACCGACCGGGAUAUUGUGACCUUGGUGGCUCAAGUGGUCCCCAUUUAUGCUGUGUCCCACCUCUUUGAAGCUCUUGCCUGUACCUGUGGUGGUGUCCUGAGGGGCACUGGAAACCAGAAGGCUGGAGCCAUCAUCAAUGCCAUCGGGUAUUAUGUCAUCGGCCUCCCCAUCGGGAUCGCACUGAUGUUCGCUGCCAAGCUGGGAGUGAUCGGCCUGUGGUCAGGAAUCAUCAUCUGCUCUGUCUGUCAGACCACGUGCUUUCUGGUUUUUAUUGCUCGGCUGAAUUGGAAACUCGCCUGUCAACAGGCUCAAGUACAUGCCAAUUUGAAGGUAAAUGUGGCCCUGAAUUCUGCUGUUUCUCAGGAGCCUGCUCACCUAGUGGGUCCUCAGAGCCAUGGAGAAAUUAUGAUGAUGGAUCUUGAAAAAAAAGAUGAGACUCAGUUGGACCAGCCAGAGAACCAGCAACAACCUUUGCCUGCCCAUCCAAAGGACAGCAAUAAACUGUCUGGGAAACAGCUGGCCCUACGGCGAGGGCUCUUGCUCCUAGGGGUAGUCUUAGUCUUGGUGGGUGGGAUUUUAGUAAGAAUCUAUAUCAGAAUUGAAUAAUGUGGGAAUGUCAUUGAUCCAGCAAUGCAGGUACUCCUCUGUGAAGUUAAUGCCUAACGAAUCCACCCCACAUUGAAAACAUUAGGGCCGGGGCUACUGCUGAGGCAGGCAGCCAAGUACUCAGCAUGCUCAGGACCCUCUAAUAUGUAAGUGCUCUCUCUCUCUCUGUCUCUCUC